This is a messenger RNA of Arabidopsis arenosa, 984 nucleotides long. NCBI's taxonomy places the organism in Eukaryota, Viridiplantae, Streptophyta, Magnoliopsida, Brassicales, Brassicaceae. The record is from the annotation of a GenBank genome assembly.
ACAUACUCUGAAAAAGCACCAAUUUUCCCGCCAAUAAACAAAAGCUGCUUCUUAGUUCUUACAACUAUACCACUCUUCUCCUCUAUGUUCUGCUCACACAUCCCCACAUAGAGAGUUAAAGAUGAAUAGCUCCUCAAAGGUGAUAAUGGCAGCUACAAUGGUAAUGGUAGUGAGCUUAGUCAUGGUUUUAAGCUUAGUCUUAGUCCUACUAGCUGAACUCUACUGCUCUCUCUUACUCCGCCGUCGCCGCCACAACUCCCUCAACCUCCCCAUCACCACCGUCCCUACCGCCGCAACAACCCUAAACCAAGUCAUCUCCACCACAACCAACGACAACACUUCACCAUGUAACAUAAAUUCUUCUUCACCUAAUCCUCUCUACACAGGUGUUCUUCAAACUCCAACCAAAACCCAUUUUCACCAUGAACCAUCUUUACAAGCUUCUCUUGAUCUGAUUCAAGAAACCAUUGUUAACGAUUCUGGUGAUAAUAACUUCAUCUACAUAUCUAACCCAAUGUACUCAAACGAAGCUACAAGUAAACCAACCACACCCUUUGAAACUCCUGAGUCUUCACCGUCACGGCUUGAAACCGGUGAGUCAUCAUCGUCUUCUUCCGGCGAAGAAGAUAACGAUCAUAUAAUCGAAGUUUCAACGCCAACAUUAACUCCAAUGAAGGAUCUUCCUGAAAAAGCAUGCUCCGUUUCACUAAAAAAUGUGGAAACUUCUGCUAGUGAAUCAAAUUCGUCGUCUGGUUCGCCGUAUACUUCACCGUCGUGGUAGGGUUUUCUUGUAAUAUUUUAAGGUUUUGUUUAAUUUUUUGUCUUUUAACAUUUAAUAUUUGUUUGGAGUGGUCUUGGAAUGUGUUUGGUUUGUGGACAUAUGGCUCGAUGACCAAAGCCACGCUUGUUUUCACAGAGUUUCCUACAUCUGUCGUUUUCUGUGUUCUGAUUCUGUCCUUUCUGGUAUAAAAGCUGUUUUUCACC